GUUUACAUAACGAACAGAGUUGUCAAUAAUUCUACAUUGCGUGAGUCUUCAAGGUCACUCAACUUUGUCUCCGAGUCGUCGUCGUCAUCAAAGAUCAGCGCCUUGAGAAAGUCCACAAAGCACAGCCGGUGAACACCCAUGACCAUGGAAGCAACCGAACAUCUGGUAGAGUCCAGAUACCUCCACAGCCUGUGGUGGGUGCACAGGUUGUGGUAGAUCACACACUUUGAAUAAAUGAAAGAAAAAACUCUACCUUUGUCAAAGUAGAGAAUGAUAACCUAGACUCUAGAGCGAUGAUCACAACAGUGAGCACGCAAUGGAAUGCGUGCACACCAACCUCGAUGAGCUCAAACGCCCAUCUGAUGUCAUGGUCGCCCAGCUUCCUCAGCCCCAGCUCGAGUUGAACCCCCAGAAUAAGGGAUAACAAACAGGAAAGCUAUGGUGAGUUCAGUCUGUUAAAUGAGGUUGUUGGAAAUCUCAUUAUCCAGGUGUUAUGCUAUUAGUAUGGACAAACCUAGAGAGCUCAGGAGGUUAGGUGUGAGCCAUUAUAAAAGGUUUCCAAAAACUUUUUAUAAGACUUCUCAAUUCCCUGUAUUGCAAGUGGGUAAACUAUUAUAUGUAAUACAUAUCAACUUAGGGAACUAACAGAAGAAAAUGGAGGGGAAAUGGUUGAGCAAACCUGAAGUUAAUGCAUACUGUCCUUAACAUAGAACUACUACUAUAUUUUAUUUUAUUUUGCCUGGCAUUUAAUCAAGCUUGGUUCUCAACCGUGGUUGAUAUAUACCUCCUAUAGCGAGUUCUUAGAUGUUUGGUGAAAAAAAGUGAAGUGACAAUCUGUAGUUUCAGCUUCAUCUUUUAAUGCUAAUAAGUCUGUUUAAAAUUAGUUAUGUGGAACCCUUAUUGAAUUGGGUUGGACCUCACUUGGUGUUUGUGAAUUAUCCAUGUGGGAGUUUAAUAUUUUGUGUUUCACACAGAUGAAUGAGAUGAUUGUAUGAAAAGGUUGUAUAGUUUUAAUGGAAGACAAAUAAUUUAAAAUUAUAGAAGCACUGUUUACUAUAGUUGAGGAGUACUCAUAUUUGAAACCAUUGUGCUUCAGGUUUUCCAUUCUAUUUAGACUGUUUUCUUACUAUAGUAAGUGUUGGAACAACACUUGGAUAUUUACUUAUUUUGGUAGCGUCUUGUAAUGAAAUACACUUAAUAAUUAGCCAAAAUUUCAAAAACAAAACCAACAUUGAUUGGGGUUUCCAAGGAGCUAAGGAAGAAGCAAUUAGUAACGACGCUUGCCGCUUGGCCGCCUGCUGCCCUGCACCCUGCCCCUACUCGCCCUUCUCGAAUAUCAGAAAUUCAGAAUUUCGGCUACCCGCUUCUCAGAAUUUCAGUCUCUCAGUCCCGGCGUCCAGCUCGAACUCUCCAAGGCUUCACGAGUUCAGGCCCGGCCCAUGUGCAUAGGGCCUCCAAUUUUUAUUAACCCAGUAGUAUACCUAGGCCCAUUAGGUAAAAAAUUACUGUAUUUCGAUGAGACGAUUGACGAUUCGAGUGGCUACAGAAAUGUUAAAUUUAAAUGUUAAAUACUAUCAUCUCGUAUACUAUAAUCCGCUGGGAAGAACAUUGCUAGGAGUACCUGAGAUUUCCAGAAUUUCCAAAUUUUCAUCUACUGGAUUUCCUCUUCUUCAAUCUUCUUCAGCCGCCCACUUCUGACUUGCGUGGCUGCCAUAGAGACCUACGAAUUGUGAAGGCGAUUACAACUAGCCAAGGCGGCCGCCGGCCAGAUUCCAGAAGCGAGGUUGUUAGGGCCACAAGGGAUAGGCUGGAUGGCUACCGAUAACUCGGCAAGGACCGCCCCUUGCACCAAGAACCAUACUAUUGAUCUAGAGGAGCAGGCUAUGAGGAAUUCGACUGAUAAACAGAUGCUCUUGUAUGAGGGGAAUCAAGAGAGACCAAGGAUAGCUAUAAAAGAUUAUCUGAGCGAUCAUAUAAAGAAAAAGUACCAAAAGCUAGAGUAUAGUGGGACAGGACGUGUUAAUCGCCUAGACUGGUCGGACGAUGAAAUCAAGACUCUCGAGUUUCUUGAAGUGUCGAGCUAUAGACAUCUCAAUGAAGGGAAUAAAGUUGUUGUUUUAAAGUUGGCAAUGUCUGCACUAACUGAUGCAGUGAGUGCUGCUUCUGUAGGAGCAAUACUAUCAGUAGCUUGGCAAUUGGCUUCAUGUGAAGAUGAAAAAAGGCUUAUUUUCUUUGAUUCAAAGAUGAUGACUUGCACCCCAAAGCCAAUGCAGAAUUUGGAGGCUCGAGUGAUUAGAGAAGCUAAGCUACUGAUCGUAAGCCGUUUGAGAUGCCUCCUCAUCUGACACAUAAGGAUAUCGAAAAGUGCUGUGCAUAUAUGUGCACUGCUUUGCUGAGGUUAGCUGUCAAGGAUGAGGACAAUCUUAUACGAGCAUGGGAUUAUAUCUGUGACCAAUACAGAAACUUUUAUCGAGAUGAAAUUGCAUUUCGAAUUACACCUGAUCGAGAAUGCAUCGCUGGCAUAAGGAAUCUGUUGCAGACAAGAACUCUUCUCCGAAAUACUGUAGGAGUAUUUCUGUUAGCUUUUCAAGAGUUGGAAGGCAAAGACAAAAACCUGUGCAAAAUGUUGUAUGAGGUACAGAUGUGUUAUGUCGGCAUUCAUGCUUAUAGUCUGUUGCUGUAUUGCUCCGCCAGAUUAAAUGCACCCAUCAGUGAGUUUGCCACUUUGCUUGAGCAUCCUAAUACAAGUAAAUCAUUGGAAACUGUGCUUUAUAUACUUACCCAUUAUGAGUUCCCCAGUGAAGAGAGUAAAGAGAUGGCAGAAAAAGCAAAGACUUGGAGGAGUUCUCGCAAUGGUGUCCCACAAGAUUGGCGGAGGAGGAUUUGGAGAUGUAACAAAAAUAAGACCAAUUUCUGGGCUUAUAACUCAACAAAGAAAGUGGUUUGAGUUCGUUGCUGAUAAUGUAAUUGCACAUUGCUACGCUGCUGGAUGGGUUAAGGGGAGAACUAGUAAAGUACUUGUGAAGUCUUAAGAUCAAGUAUUCUUCAUUUUGUAAUUUAUUUAAUCGUAUCAUCUAAUAAUAAGUAAUAAAUAUUCUAUGGGGAAGAUCAAGUACUCAUCUAUUUUAUACUCCGUAAUAACACACACAUUUACUUACGGGAUUGUGCCAUAAUUGAUUAAGAAUAAAAUGGUUCUUAUGUCUUCGCCCUAAAA
Messenger RNA from Cuscuta europaea, 3214 nucleotides. The record is from the annotation of a GenBank genome assembly. NCBI's taxonomy places the organism in Eukaryota, Viridiplantae, Streptophyta, Magnoliopsida, Solanales, Convolvulaceae.